This is a messenger RNA of Saprolegnia diclina VS20, 1713 nucleotides long. RefSeq lists its product as hypothetical. Bases 1 to 1713 code for a protein of 570 amino acids. The transcript has a single exon. NCBI's taxonomy places the organism in Eukaryota, Oomycota, Saprolegniomycetes, Saprolegniales, Saprolegniaceae. The record is from RefSeq and is a predicted model, not a curated record.
AUGGCACAAGCCGCGAUGGAUCUCGAGGAGCGCGUCUCGUACAUCCACUCCAAGAACGAUGACAAUGACAAGGACGAGUAUACGGACGCCAAGACGCCCGGUGAGCUCGAAGACGGCGCGUUGGUUGAAGGCGGUGCGCUCUCUCUCUUUUCGCGCGAGGCGUUUGGUCUCUUUUCGCAGUACGGUGCGAUCGGUGUCAUUUACGGCAUGAUCCCGAGCUUGGUGUACCCGCUCUACACGGUGUACCUCGGCAUGGAAGGCUACCAGACCGCGUCCUACGGCGUCCUCGUCACGACGGGCUGGUCGUUCAAGGUCUUUUUCGGUAUGCUCUCGGACUGCGUGCCCAUCUUUGGCUACCGCCGCAAGUCGUGGAUGCUCAUCGGCUGGACCAUCACGAUGAUCUGUCUCGCAGUCAUGACGUUCACGCCGUUCGGCAAGCCGUUCUGCGACCGCCGCUUGACGCCCAACCCCAAGACGUGCGACACGGCCAAGGCCAAGCUUCUCGCGGGCGACCUCGACAAGUACUUUGACUUGGACGCGCCCAACCGGGGCACGCUCUUCAUCAUGAUGAGCAUGCUCGUCUCGUUUGGCUACGUCAUUGCGGCCUGCGCCUCCGAUGCGAUGGUCGUCCAGUACGCGCAGCGUGAGCCCGUGGCCAUUCGCGGCCGCAUCCAGACAGCCAUCUACGUCGUGCGCACGCUCACCGGCAUUCUCGCGCAGCUCAUCAUCGCGUUUUGUCUCAACGGCAAGGUCUACAAGGGCUCGUUUGACUUUGCGAUCGGCGCCAACGUCAUCUUUGGCAUCUGUCUUAUCCCGUGCGUCUUUGUGGUCUUUACCACCAUCUUUGUGGUCGUCGAGAAGAAGACGCCGCGCGUGCCGUUCACCGAGUGGGCCAGCAUGUUCUGGGGCCUCCUCCAGAAGCGCGUCUUGUGGCAGAUUUGCGCGUUCCGCUUUGUCAACAACGUGUUUCAAACGAUGAACGCGACGCCGGGACAGCCGGUCGCCGCGCUCUGGGCCCAGGUCGAGCCGCUCAACGACUCGCUCUCGGCCGUCAUUGGCAACCUCGUCUUCUCGGCGAUCCUUGUCAUUGUCGGCAAGUGGGGUCUCAACUGGAACUGGCGCUGGGCCAUCGCGCUCUCGUCGCUCGGUGUCAUUGCCAUUGACAGCUUUGUCAUGUUUAUGACCAUCUUUGACGGCUAUCGCAACCAGUGGUUCUACACGGGUGUCAUUCUCGCCGACAACGUGCCGGGUGGUGUCCGCUUCAUCGUCGCCACGUACUGCGCCGUCGAGAUUGCCGAUGUCGGUAACGAGGGCGCCACGUACGGUCUCGUCACGACGAUCUCCAACCUCGCGUCGCCGUUCGCGUCUGUUAUCUACAAGUACAUCAACUCGUUCUUCCUCGUCUCGGUCGACAACAUCAAGACGGACACGCCCGAGAUCCGGUGGGAGGUCGCGUACUGCUACAUCAUCUCGUACAGCUGCAAGGUCGCGGCGCUUUUCUGGCUCUGGAUGCUGCCACCGCAAAAGGCGGCCAUGCAAGAGCUCAAGAAGCGCGGCGGCAAGAGCAAGCUUGCGGGCGCCAUCUUGAUCUUCAUGUUCUUUGGCGCGCUCUCGUUCUCGAUGACGAGCAACAUCAUGGCCAUCUUCCCGUCGACCAAGUGCUACCGCAUCGCUGGCGGCAAGGGCACGGUCAACGGCACGUGCCCGGUCUAA